Orbicella faveolata is the source of this 3430-nucleotide messenger RNA. Its product is annotated as tropomodulin-2-like. Gene Ontology annotation, molecular function: tropomyosin binding. Gene Ontology annotation, biological process: actin filament organization; pointed-end actin filament capping. The record is from RefSeq and is a predicted model, not a curated record. NCBI's taxonomy places the organism in Eukaryota, Metazoa, Cnidaria, Anthozoa, Scleractinia, Merulinidae. Gene Ontology annotation, cellular component: cytoskeleton.
UCGGGCUUGGUUAUUUAGCAGACGGCUAGGGAGUGUUGAAGACGAAUUUCUCUCUCGGUUUUUUGGCCAACAAAACACCUUAACGGCUCUUCAAGUGGUUAUAUCGUGUUUAUAACCGCUUUAAGGUUAUUUGCGGCAGACGAACACAGUUUCCUAUAGCAGAGCGACAGUAAUAUUUCGUUCUCGACAGGAAUUGGACGCCAUGUCUUGGCUGAUGAAAAAGAAAGAACCUGUAAACUUGGAGCAGUUUAGAGACAUUGAUGAAGAUGCUUUAGUGGAAGGUCUAUCUCCAGAAGAAAUAGCAGAUCUCAAUGCAGCCAUUGAUCCCGAGAAUGCACUGCUUCCAGUUCACGAGCGUCAAGGUAACCAGACAGACAAGGGAAGUACCGGACCAUUCGACAGACAACACCUCCUGGAUCACCUGGAAGAGCAGGCUAAGAAUGAAAAAGAACGUAGUGAUUAUGUACCAUACAAGAAGGAAACUCGCGGCAAAGUGUGGCGGCCAAAAGAGCAGCCUGGGAGAAAAGAACCUGCACCACUCCUCCCUGAUGAUCUGAGUGAAGUGUUAGAUAAUGCCACUGACGAGGAAAUGAUGGAACUGGCAGCUAUUCUUGGUGUGCACGGCAUGCUGACUCAAAACCAGAGUCAUUAUGCAGAGAAGCAGGAGGCUGGUAAAGCCCUCAGAGGUAGUGGCUUGAAGAAAUACAAACCUGGUAUCGUAAAAGCAGCAAAAAUAAAAAAGCCUGACCUUACAGCUGUGAAUGAGUUGGAUCUUGAGAAAGCCUUGGAUCAAUUGAAGAGCAAUGAUGCUAAACUCACAAAUCUAAACUUGAACAAUCAUCGAGAGGUUACCACAGAGGUCCUUGAAGAUGUAGCAAAGGCACUGAAGAAUAACACCAACCUUAAACAUCUGCAGUUGGCUAACACACAAAUGACAGACAUGACUGCUAAGUUGUUUGCAGAGGCUCUUAGUAAAAACAGUACUCUGGAGAGUAUCAAUCUUGAGUCCAAUUUUCUGACUGGAGAUGGGAUUAUGGCAAUUAUGACAGUCCUAGAAACCAGCUCCAACUUGAAGGCACUGCGGCUAGCCAACCAGUGUGCUAUAAUUGGCAGCCAAGUAGAACAGAAAAUUGUCAGCUCUUUGGAGAAGAAUACAACAUUGUUGACAUUUGGCAUGAGCUUUGACACCCAGGGACCAAGGAUCAGAGCUGCAGAGCUUAUGGUCCGAAACAAUGAUACAAUUCGACUGGACAGGGUUGAGAAUGGUGUUGAAGAUGAAGACGAUGAGGAGGAAGAGGAGGAAGAAGAAGAGGAAGAGGAAGACGAUUUGCUGCACGUGCAAAUUAUUUGUGGUAGCAANACUGACGAGGAAAUGAUGGAACUGGCAGCUAUUCUUGGUGUGCACGGCAUGCUGACUCAAAACCAGAGUCAUUAUGCAGAGAAGCAGGAGGCUGGUAAAGCCCUCAGAGGUAGUGGCUUGAAGAAAUACAAACCUGGUAUCGUAAAAGCAGCAAAAAUAAAAAAGCCUGACCUUACAGCUGUGAAUGAGUUGGAUCUUGAGAAAGCCUUGGAUCAAUUGAAGAGCAAUGAUGCUAAACUCACAAAUCUAAACUUGAACAAUCAUCGAGAGGUUACCACAGAGGUCCUUGAAGAUGUAGCAAAGGCACUGAAGAAUAACACCAACCUUAAACAUCUGCAGUUGGCUAACACACAAAUGACAGACAUGACUGCUAAGUUGUUUGCAGAGGCUCUUAGUAAAAACAGUACUCUGGAGAGUAUCAAUCUUGAGUCCAAUUUUCUGACUGGAGAUGGGAUUAUGGCAAUUAUGACAGUCCUAGAAACCAGCUCCAACUUGAAGGCACUGCGGCUAGCCAACCAGUGUGCUAUAAUUGGCAGCCAAGUAGAACAGAAAAUUGUCAGCUCUUUGGAGAAGAAUACAACAUUGUUGACAUUUGGCAUGAGCUUUGACACCCAGGGACCAAGGAUCAGAGCUGCAGAGCUUAUGGUCCGAAACAAUGAUACAAUUCGACUGGACAGGGUUGAGAAUGGUGUUGAAGAUGAAGACGAUGAGGAGGAAGAGGAGGAAGAAGAAGAGGAAGAGGAAGACGAUGAGUGAAAAAUGAUUUUAGAAAACUGUUCAUUUGCUUUUCUUCUUUAAGCUGCUAUGAAGGGUCACUUAUUGUGUGAAUUAACUUCAGGGCAACAAAGUACUUUGCAAUUAAUCAAAGCAUCUCUUUGGGAAGCAUGUACUAAGAUUCCUUGGCAAUUCUUUUUCACUUCCAUGAUUGUAGUUGGUGUUACCAAAACUAGGUGCAUGAAGUCAAGCUAGGGAUGAAAUAUAGUUUUUGUCAGUAAUUAUUUAGAUAGGUAUAACAAUAUCGAUGAAAAACCUGUAUUUGUUGCUAAUCUUAGUCUAAAGAAUGAAUGAAUCAUACACUUGUGAUUUGUCUACCUGCUGUGAGGGAGUUACUUUAAUUUAUAAUAGGCGGAUAAUUCAAACAAUUAAGCUGAGUUCUAACACAGCAUGAAUUUAAACGAUAUUCCUGUAAUGUGGAAGGAAACAAAGUUGAAUUUUACGUGAAACUUUGAGAUUCAUAUCCGCCAUAAUUGGUGCAGUUCUUCAGCAGUUGUUUUAUACCAUCCAACACUUCCUUCAUUCAGUUGCUGCACGUGCAAAUUAUGUAUGAUGGCUGCAACAAAAAUAGUUGACGUAAAAUUUGGCUUUACUUUUUCCUGUUUCGUUUGGGGAUUUCCUGCAUGUUUUAACGUCUUGUGUUGGAAUUAAAUCCCACUUGUUCCUUUCGGCUGUUCAAACACCGAAGUUGUACAUGUAUGAGCUUUAGUGUUUUUCCCUUUGCUCAUUUGUUUCGUUUCUUAGGGUUAUUUUACUAGAAAUGCUUUUCAUUUUACCGUCACUUACAUCAGCCAUAUAGCAAAUUAUAUAAUUAUGUAGUUUUGGAUUUUUUUUAGAUCGUGGGAGAAAAUCUUAAAACACAAGUGAUAGCUUUUUUGCAGUUGUGGUAGCAAUUUGUUGAAGCAGCAUGAAGAAAGGCCCAAACCAUUUUUGUUUUUGGUUUUUUUUUCAGUUUUUUCUUCGCAACUGCUUUCAAAAGUUGAUUUUCGUCUAAAACGAUUUCUGCCGCUUGUGUAGUGUAUUCCAUUCCUUGUAUUCAUUAUCGCAACGAUAUUUAUCAUGAUAAUUUUGCAUUUCUGUGUCGAAACAUGUUUGUGUACAACGAUUUUUUUUUCCAGUCAUACAACAUAUGCUUGACUUUUCAAUAAGUUGUUUCAACACUCUUCGCCGCAAGUUUCACUUCCGUGUAAUCACUGUCAUAUUUGCAAGCGAUGGCUGAGGUUAUGUUUUUAAUAUGAUAUAUUGAAUAAUCUAGUGAUUGAAAAACUGAAGUGAAAUUAAAGCUUAAUUAUGGUG